AAGUUGUGUAGGAAUUUCUAUCUUAGGGUUUGCUUUCGGUUCCCAAAUUACCCCCCACCGUUCUAAAUUCUGGCCAUGGCGUCGACGAAGGUUAUCGUUCUCAGGAGUUCUGACGGUGAGACAUUCGAGGUUGAUGAGGCGGUGGCGUUGGAGUCGCAGACGAUUAAGCACAUGGUUGAAGAUGGUUGUGCUGAUACCAGUAUCCCUCUUCCCAACGUCACGAGCAAGAUCCUUUCGAAGGUGAUUGAAUACUGUAAGAAGCACGUGGAGACACCGAAGAAUGAUGAUAAGGUUGCUGAGGAUGAUCUCAAGUCGUUUGAUGCCGACUUCGUGAAAGUGGAUCAGGGCACUCUGUUUGAUCUGAUCUUGGCUGCUAACUAUCUGAACAUCAAGAGCCUGCUGGAUCUGACCUGUCAAACUGUGGCGGAUAUGAUCAAAGGAAAGACUCCUGAAGAGAUUCGCAAGACGUUCAAUAUCAAGAACGAUUUCACCCCGGAGGAGGAAGAGGAGGUCCGUAGGGAGAAUGCUUGGGCUUUUGAGUAAACCAUGGAAACUGUCUAUAUUGAGUCUGAGUCUUAAGUACUAGUAGUAUAUAAUGUGGGUGUCUGUUCUGCUUUUUCCAUAUCAAAACUCAUGAAUGCACUCCUUUAUGGUAUCUUAAAACUCUUGUUGUUUUGUGUCAUAUGGUGCGAUGUGAUCAUGUUUUUUUC
Molecule: messenger RNA, 710 nt
Organism: Cynara cardunculus var. scolymus (artichoke)
Lineage: Eukaryota; Viridiplantae; Streptophyta; Magnoliopsida; Asterales; Asteraceae
Product: SKP1-like protein 1B
Exons: 2
Coding region: 76-543 (155 amino acids)
Biological process (GO): SCF-dependent proteasomal ubiquitin-dependent protein catabolic process
Cellular component (GO): nucleus; cytoplasm
Molecular function (GO): cullin family protein binding
Source: RefSeq, a predicted model, not a curated record